AUGGAGUUAAUUGAUCCCGUAGUCCCCUAUGGUGACCGAGAGGUGCAAGAGGCUUUGCGACUGCUCGAGGAGCCCAUCAUCGUAUUUGGUGAAACAAUGUCAGAGCGUCGGCAACGUCUACGCAAGCACAUGGUGGAAAAGGGAUACGGAAGCUUGGAUGCAGUCCGCGGGAUACAACAUUAUUCAGGCUUCACUGCUGCAGCUGCGGCAACUCCGCGUGUUGGCAGAAUGAUUUCUGGUGCGGUUGAAGCAGGGGGAAAACUUUCCGAUGCGCCAUCAGAACUCGUCAAGAAGCGUGUGGCCCUACUUCCUGUUACGCUGGAGCGGGCGGAACGGCGGAUCGCAAAACUAAAGGAGGCGUUUGUUGCACCCACUGCCGUUCGUGCCGCGCACCACUCGAUGGUUGAUCGGCUGCGCGGCCUCCGCUUAACGAAGUCAGUUCGCAACGUGAAAGUUGUUAGACAACGUGAUGGGCCGUCGACAUCUGAAUCUGCGUCUAUUUCAGAAUUCUUUUGCAUGCCCUUCACCUGCUGCGCGGCAGUCCCAGCGUUGGAUCAUAUCGCGGUAACUGGUGCCGUGAACGGUGUCGUAACGAUGUGGAGUGCUUCAACUUGUCGUGCUCUUGGAAGUGGAUCCACGUGUGAGACUGGCUGGGGGCCAGUGCGGCAUCUUGCGGCGCAUCCCAUUCAGCCACUCUUUUUUAGCACAACAAUGUUCGACUCGCGCAUCGCAAUGUGGCGCAUUUCCACGCAACCCCUGGACGAUACGAGUAACGCAGGUGAAAGUGGCUCCAGCGUGGCCGGUGCUAAUGGUGGAACAGGUGCAGUUGCAGACACCAACUUGUUCCUCAAGCGAGUGGCGCUAAGUAGCUCGAAACAUACAGCAGGUAUUAACCGAAUCGCAGUGGACCCCACUGGUGUUUGGCUUGCUUCUGCAAGUGAUGACACCACUGUGCGCUUGUGGGACAUCAAUAACGACACCCCACUUCUUCCGCUGGUUUCUCACAACGGAUAUGAAGAUGUGUGUGGUAUCCUUGAUGUGCGGUUUCAUCCAGACUCAUCACUUUUAGCUACAGCUGACAAAGCAGGGCGCGUAGUUGCGUGGGAUCUAAGGAGCGGGGCGGUCUCCUUCACCGCGGCUGGGAAACACGGCGGUCAUUUGCAAGCCUGUACAUGUCUUUCAUGGUCGCUGUGCGGUUUUCGGUUCGCUACGGGUGGUGCCGACAACAAUGUGCACGUCUGGGAUGCGCGUUACCUGUGUCGCGGAGCGGCCGGAGCCCCAUGCAUACUGGCGGGUCACGACGACGUCGUCACAUCCGUGGAGUUCUGCAGAAACCCCAGCUUCCCAGCCGUUCCAGCCGCACUCGUUUCCACAUCUCUCGACGGAACGGUAAGAUUAUGGGAUAUGAAUGCCACGGGUGCAAGUGUGCAGGUGUUGCGAGGGCCUUCUCCCGUUCGUGGACAGUGUUGGCCCGCAGAAGGGGGGCAAACGGGGGAAACGUUGUUUACCGUAGCCCAUAGUAAGUACUGGUCGUUGUGGAGUUGUGUUGCGGAUGGGGAGAGUUGCGAAGUCACUCGCAGAGAGACAGAGGACACUGUUGUCUCGGAGGUGGUGACACUGUUAAGGGACGACGUCGUGACGAGUGGCUUCAGAGAAGAGGAAGGCGAUGGGGAUGACGAAGAGGAAGAGGAAGACGAGAUGAUGGCAUUGCGAAAACAUAAUAAGACAGCCACUGGGGAAAGUUGUUUGGCCCCCAACAAUGGUGAUGAAUGUGCCCACGAAAGCACCGAUGAUGAUGAGGAUGAAAUGCAACUACUGAAGAGAAAGUAA
Trypanosoma brucei brucei TREU927 is the source of this 1830-nucleotide messenger RNA. RefSeq lists its product as hypothetical. The coding region runs from base 1 to 1830 and encodes 609 amino acids. Gene Ontology annotation, molecular function: protein binding; U6 snRNA binding; U4 snRNA binding. The record is from RefSeq and is a predicted model, not a curated record. The transcript has a single exon. Gene Ontology annotation, cellular component: U4/U6 x U5 tri-snRNP complex. Gene Ontology annotation, biological process: mRNA splicing, via spliceosome. NCBI's taxonomy places the organism in Eukaryota, Euglenozoa, Kinetoplastea, Trypanosomatida, Trypanosomatidae.